Molecule: messenger RNA, 1372 nt
Organism: Salvia hispanica
Lineage: Eukaryota; Viridiplantae; Streptophyta; Magnoliopsida; Lamiales; Lamiaceae
Source: RefSeq, a predicted model, not a curated record
UAUCCCCCAAAAUUUCAAAAAACUCUGCGUUCCCUUCCUGCCGCCGCAGCCCUACCUAUUGGAAGAAAUCUUCCCUACUCAAAUUCUCCACCAAAAAUGCGUCCAGCAUCCGUCGACGCUGCUGUAUAGGUCAUUUUUUCAGUUAUUUGGUGUUGAGUCAAAACGUAAGAUUCUCAGUAUGGAAGACCAAAGGAGGCGUACCCUGGAAGCUCUAGAGAGACGAUUUGCUCAACACAAGAGCAAGAAAAGGCCAGCUGAAGAUAAGAAAACAUUUUUUGUAUCUUUGCCUGUCAAUAAGCCCCUCUCCAUAUCUUCAUCUAAAAAAGAUACAGAAGUAAAUGAGCCUGCCUACUUGAAGCUUUCUCACUCUGUUCAUGAAAACUUGCUACCAAAUGGUGUACAAGUUUCUGAAGGUUGUAUUCUUGAAUGCAGGAAAGAACAGUUGGCUCAGUGCUUCCUUAAUGUCGACCUACACGGUGCAAUCAUUUUAGUUGUUCGGUGUAAAACUGCUGCCUACGUUGGGUUACGUGGCAUCAUGGUUCGAGAAACUAAAGAAACAUUUGGAAUUGUUUCUCAGGACAGCAAAUUCAAAGUGGUGCCCAAAAAAAUUUCUGUUUUUAUGCUCGAAGCAAAUCACUGGAAGAUUACACUACAUGGAGAUAAACUUGUAUCCAGAAACUUGGUUCAAUAAUUUUUAUUAUGAGUGAGUUCUCCAUUUUAAUGUUUUUGAGUGAAAUAACACAGUUAGAGCCUCAAUACUUGUGUUGAACACCUAAAAUUCUUUGUACAAUCAGGAUGAGGAGAACUUGGCCGGAGAAACCUCAAAGCUGGGAAGAUUGUCCUCUACAUAACGAGGGUAAUGAUGACAACGAUGACGAGGAUGUUGUCCAGUUCAUAUCGGUCGACCACAUGUGUGGCGAUGAGCAGAUUUUUUCUUCGUACUCCGAGGAGCUGAUCCGGGAACAUGGUCGACCAAUCAGGGAGCUCAUUGUCGACAAUUUCAGCAUCAUUACCCACACAUGUGGUCGACCAAUAUGAACUGGACAACAUCCUCGUCAUCGUCUUCAUCAUUACCCUCGUUAUGUAGAGGACAAUCUUCCCAGCUUUGAGGUGUCUGGGCUUAUGCUACUCCGGUUAAGUUCUCCUCACCCUGAUUGGCGGCUGAUCCGUCGAUGUUCUCCCCUGAUAUAGCCAAGUUAUAAAGCUGAUCCAGUAGAUAUAAUUCUGUUAAUAUUCUUACUUUAUGCAAUUGUUUAUUUCAAAGAAUUUUUUGGUAACUUCCAAAUAAUUAGAAUCAAGCCUUUUGAAAUAAAUGUGAAUGAUCCAUAUUUCAGUUAUACUAUGAUUUAUAAGAAUAGCUUGGACUUUUUCA